ACAGUGCGCAUGCGCAUAACCUGGGACGCUGCAGCCUCACCAAGGUAACGGCAAAGCCUGUAACCGAAUCUAAUCUUUCUCCACCAAGAGUGAGACAAAAACACUUCUUUUGUUCACGGACCUGUCUUUGCACUAGUAACCACUGGCUCAGAAUGCCUGUACGUUUUAAGGGAAUCAGCGAGUAUCGAAAUAAAUACAAGGGUCGAACAACACGAUCCAGAAGUGAUUCUCCACAUUGCAGGAUGAGACUGGCAGGACUGUGCUCUGACCAGUCAAGAAUUACUCAGGAACCACAAUUCAUAUCGAAAAGGAAAGUGCCAUUUUAUCCACCUCAGAUAUUCAGUUCUUUCCAAUGGGUAGGGCACGAUCCAUCUCCACAGCGUCAGGAGAAGAGGCCUGUCACUCCUCCAGCUGUCACACCUGUGCUCAGACUCAGAGCCUCUAGUGCAGAAAGAUUAGUGACCCCUCUUGCCCCAAGAGACCCCGUGCCACCAGAGGGCACCGCUGCACCAUCCCAACAACUACAGGCAGCUCAGACAUCCACCCCUGCGGCAGACCGGCAGCAACAGAAUGGAAUUAACCAUGUGCUAUGGAAAAGAGCGGGACUGAGAUCGGAGCGACAGAGGAAUGGCCGUUUGAGCUCUGAGUACCAGAGGCAGUUCAUGUGGAAGACGCCUGUGGCCGAUUCGCCCCUUCUAGCUGCACAUGAGAUGUUUAACAGUAACAACAGAGCCAUCCCCCCCUUCAAAUCAAACCCAAUAAUUAUGGAGAGUGAGUACAAGAGAAGUUUCAAAGGAUCACCUCCUUUCAGACCACCACGCUUGAGGCGAGAUGUUGAACAAUAUGAGGUCCCACAGCUUGAUGCAGAGAACACAACCCCAGAGAAGAGUAAGGGGAAGAAGAAGAAGAAGAAGAAGAAGAAGAAGGAGCGACAACAGAGCAGGAAAUCAAGCCCCAAAGAGGAAGUCACCCAUCGACAGCAACAGAAAGUGAGGUCACCCUGUGACCUGAGUGACACUUCACCCAAAGUUAUGAGGAAGGUGAAAACUGAGUACGAAUCCAACUUUCGUUCUCCCCUCCAGUAUAGUUACAGAGAUGGAGCAUGGGUGAAGAUCAAAACUGCAAAGGACGAGGGGUGUGAAGGUUUUCACGAGUGGUAUCAUGAGAUUCAGGAGCUACGUGAGAAGGCUGAGGCCUACAGGAAAAGGGCCUGGGGAACUCAUUUUUCUCGGCAGCACCUAAAUCAGAUCCUGUCAGAACACAACUGGAUGUGGGAGCCAUCAAGUGGCACCUCAUUGUCAUCCUCCAUUGAAUCUGAGGCCUGCAGAAACACUAGUAGCAGCCCUAUCAUCGAGGCUCUGGACCUGGCUAGGGUUGGAAGUGUCAGGAGAAGCUCUAGCCCUGGGCCUUCUGCUUCUGUGGCAGCCAACAGAAGCUCUCCUGGAGAGAUUGGUCUUCAUGAAGACCCCACCCUCCCUGUGCAGAGGAAGUUGGCCUGGGAUGAAGAAGAAGGACUUGGAGAGAGGGAUGAGUCUGAGAUUUCACAGGAGGGAGAAAAAAAUGAGGGGAAUCCAAAGGAUGAACAUGCGGACAUGAAAGAGAGAAAUGAAUUGUUGCAUACUGAGUCAUCAUCAGAGGUGGAUGGGUCUGGAGGUUCUAUUAACAGGGGCAGAUUGCCUACUCCCAAACUCAGGACCAUGCAGACUGUACAAAGAACACAUCAUGAUCGGACCACUCCAGCCACUGGAGGAGCUUUGCUUGUCUCUCCUCCGAAGAUCAAGCAUUCCUCCAGGAGAGUAAGGAGGAGUGAGCCACCUUUAGGAAAACCUUACUCUCCUUACAAACAUAUCAUAGACGGCUCUCCACAGAGGCCACACAGUAAGGCUGAGAGUGGAAGCUUGCCACAUUCCUCGCCAGCCGCUGGCCUGACCACUGUAGAUCCACUUCCCAUGCGUGAAGAGGCCUGCUCUGAGGAGGAGACGGCAGACCACUCCGCCAGUCCAAAACAACCCAAGCCAUUGCAAAAACAACAGACCAGUCACCGUCACAAAGCUGCUGUUCCUCCACCUGCCAACAGAAUCCAAGGCACAAUGAGAAACCCCGAAUUUCAGCAUAAUGGUAACCUGGGAAUUUUUCGGCCAGAGCUCUUUGUGUUUCCUGAAGCUGAAUCUUCAGAUGAUGAUAAGAUGUCUCAGAUCUCAUCUAGAUCAGCAGCCUCAUGCUCCAUGGCCUCUGAAAUCUUGGGUCGCGCUCAAAGAAGGAAGGAGGAAUUCUGGGGAAAAAGCUAAUGUGUCAACGCCCAUUAAUCAGUUGUGCGUAGACUGAAAAAUGGAGAUUAACUUCUCAAGAUGUAAACAUGUAAAUUUCCUUCUACCAUUUUUUACCAUCAAGCUUUUACUGAUUUGUCUUUGUGUGUGUGUGUGUGUGUGUGUGUGGUUUUGUUUUUGAUAGUUUGGUGUUUAAAGAAAUUUGUAAUUUAUUUACUUACAUUUUAAUAUGACUAUAUCAAUAUUGUGCGUUCAUGAAUGAUUUUGCUAAACACUAACUCAGUCUGCAAAAAGUAAUAAAAUUAAAUUUUUGUACAACGAUGGAUACAAA
This is a messenger RNA of Carassius carassius (crucian carp), 2598 nucleotides long. RefSeq names its product nuclear protein MDM1-like. The transcript is spliced from 15 exons. Gene Ontology annotation, biological process: negative regulation of centriole replication. Lineage: Eukaryota; Metazoa; Chordata; Actinopteri; Cypriniformes; Cyprinidae. The record is from RefSeq and is a predicted model, not a curated record. Gene Ontology annotation, molecular function: microtubule binding. The coding region runs from base 153 to 2288 and encodes 711 amino acids.